GAUGAGUCUAAGUCGCUUCAGCAAUAGUUUUGUGUACAGAGGUCAAUGGAGAUGGAAAGUAUGAGCGGAUAAGUGGAACAAGCCUUUGGUGGAGGCACAGUUUUAGGUCUUGGUGGAGGCACAAUUUUAGCCAAAAGAAGCCUUAUGAUCUUAGCAAAGCAACGAUGCGCAAGAAAAUAAGGUUCACUGUUUCUCCCGAGGAGAUUGAUGAUGAUACAUCAGAGAUUCCAUCCCCGCCAAAGAAAACUUACAAGGAUCCCGACGGUGGAAGGCAACAGUUCUUACUGGAACUUGAAUUCAUUCAAUGUCUCGCCAAUCCUACUUACAUCCACUACCUGGCACAGAAUCAGUAUUUUGAAGAUGAAGCAUUUAUUGAAUACUUGAACUAUCUUCAAUAUUGGCAGCGACCAGAGUACAUCAAGUUCAUAAUAUACAUAUGGAGAGGAUAACUAACAUGUCUUUUUCAUAUAUUCAAAGUGAACUAGUAGCUGUUCAUUGGACUGUUUCUAGAAACGCUAAGUGAGCAGCUAAAAGAGAGCCUUUGCUACAAGUAAGAAAGGCUUGGAUGGGUUACAUGUACAUGUCAAAUAGUGUUUCUAUUCUUUUUAAUGUUAAUUUUAUUUUGUUUUAGACUUGGUGACACUUUGUUAUGUAAGACUUAUUUUGG
Molecule: messenger RNA, 667 nt
Organism: Camelina sativa (false flax)
Lineage: Eukaryota; Viridiplantae; Streptophyta; Magnoliopsida; Brassicales; Brassicaceae
Source: RefSeq, a predicted model, not a curated record